GGUUUAGUUCCACAACAUAAUGAGGUCCAUCAUCGCCAUAUACUUAUUAUCAGUUCUCGUUCAACAGUUUGACGGAAUUUAUGGUUUGGAAACUAUUACUGUAUGUGAAAACAAUGCCUUGAGUUUGGCUUGCCCAGCUGGAACUCUAAUAAAGGUUGUAUCUACAUUAUAUGGUAGAACUGAUAGCACCACAUGUCCUGGACCAAUACAAACAACUAGUUGUCAGUUAUCUUCUUCUUUAUCAACAAUUCAAACAAAAUGUAACAAUAAUACAGAAUGCUUCUUUGCUGUUGGAGCAUCAGUUUUUGGCAAACAAGACCCAUGCCCAGGUACCAGGAAAUAUUUAACUCUCAAAUAUGACUGCAUAAAUCCUACUAUUCCUACAACUGAAGCACCAGUAACUUCUUCAACAUCAAAUCCCAAUGCUGAACAAAUUGCUUGUGAGAACACCAAUUUAGCAAUAACCUGCCCAUCUGGUACAGUUAUUAAAAUAAAUGACGCUGUGUUCGGCAGAUCUGAUGCAACCACGUGCGGAGGACCCGCUCAAGACACCAACUGUAACUCUAUUAAUUCUCUGUCUGUUGUAGUUACAAAAUGCGAAGGACUAGAAAAUUGCACUGUACCAGCAGACUCAAACGUUUUCGGUGGCGACCCUUGUAGAGGUACUAAAAAAUACCUGUCUGUUAAACAUAGUUGCGUACCAGCAACAAACACAAGAACUGCCAUUGGUUGUGAAGGUACCACUGUUGAUAUAACGUGUCCAUCUGAUACUACCAUUAACAUUAAAAGUGCAAAAUACGGCAGAAGUGAUGCUGCCAUAUGUCCAAAAAAAUCUACCGCUAAUACAAAUUGUGUUUCCGAAAAUUCGUCGUCCGUUGUCCAAACUAAGUGUCAAGGGAAAGUUAGUUGUUCUAUAAAUGUAAACAACGCUGCAUUUGGUGGAGAUCCUUGUGAAUCAAUUUCUAAAUAUCUUACUAUUGAUUAUCAGUGCAAGAGCAAUCAACCAAUUGUCGUGAAAUCUAAAACAGCAUGUCAUGGACAAUCUUUGAAAUUAGAAUGCCCAAGUAAUCAGGAAUUAGUAAUCGUCGAAUCUUUUUAUGGACGAGGUGGAAAGGACUCUGAAGAAUGUCCAUUAAAGAAUGUUCCUACUAAUGAUGAAGAAUGUGAAGAGGAAUGUUCUGCUGACGACGCAAUUCAACUGGUUAGAAACAGGUGUGCCCAUCUUCCUUCCUGCGAGAUUCAAGUACAAAGCUUAUUCUUUGGUAAACCUUGUCCUGGAGGUCAAGAAUAUUUGUCUGUUGAUUAUUACUGCACUGAGGACAAUGACAUGUGCGAUGACUAAUGAUGUACAAAGACAAUUUAUAUUUAUAUUAAAUAUUGAAGUUGGGUGUUAUAAUCGGAAUAAACUAUCGAAUAAAUAA
Aethina tumida (small hive beetle) is the source of this 1421-nucleotide messenger RNA. Its product is annotated as rhamnose-binding lectin. Gene Ontology annotation, molecular function: carbohydrate binding. The coding region runs from base 20 to 1342 and encodes 440 amino acids. The transcript has 12 exons. The record is from RefSeq and is a predicted model, not a curated record. NCBI's taxonomy places the organism in Eukaryota, Metazoa, Arthropoda, Insecta, Coleoptera, Nitidulidae.